Podarcis raffonei (Aeolian wall lizard) is the source of this 1472-nucleotide messenger RNA. It is a transcript of the gene HELT, whose product is annotated as helt bHLH transcription factor. The transcript has 3 exons. Lineage: Eukaryota; Metazoa; Chordata; Lepidosauria; Squamata; Lacertidae. Gene Ontology annotation, biological process: regulation of transcription by RNA polymerase II; anterior/posterior pattern specification; regulation of neurogenesis. Gene Ontology annotation, cellular component: nucleus. Gene Ontology annotation, molecular function: protein dimerization activity; RNA polymerase II cis-regulatory region sequence-specific DNA binding; DNA-binding transcription factor activity, RNA polymerase II-specific. The coding region runs from base 377 to 1162 and encodes 261 amino acids. The record is from RefSeq and is a predicted model, not a curated record.
GUCUCGAAACUGCUGAGAUAUAGGAACCUUGCAGUAUUUGGCGCUUCAUAUAUCUGGACGUUUCAUAUCUCGUAUGAAAGUUUCCAAUAUCUCAGUUUUGAGGCUUUGCAGUCCCCCACCCCAGUUUGCCUUCUUAGGAUAAUGGUACCAUCAGCAGAUGAUGGGCUCAUCAUCGUCUCCAGCAGUAGGGAUGCUGCAUUGCUAAGUUUUGGGGAGGUUUUUGUUUCUUUUUUGUCUCCAAUAUGUCAAAAGCUUGGAGAGUUGGAUAGGAGGAGCUCACAAGUGCCUGGCUCUUAAAGGGCUGUUCCAAGCUGUACAGAAAUAGGUUGUUGAAGGGCAGAGAAGUGUCUGGAGACGUCAAGAAAAAUUAAAGGUGAUGGAGCGACUUCGCGUUCUGAUGCGAUGCUCCCUUCCAUCUUGCCAUACCACACGUGUGUCUAGCCUAAGCCUGUCGUUCUCAUGCAUUUUCCAGAGGAUCCCGGUCUCCCAUAAAGUGAUCGAGAAAAGGAGAAGGGACCGGAUCAACCGCUGUCUGAACGAACUCGGAAAGACAGUGCCAAUGGCUUUGGCAAAACAGAGUUCCGGCAAGCUGGAGAAAGCGGAGAUCCUGGAGAUGACCGUCCAGUACCUGCGGGCCCUUCACUCUGCAGAUUUCCCUCGGGGGAGAGAAAAGGAGCUUCUAGCUGAAUUUGCCAACUACUUUCACUAUGGCUACCACGAGUGCAUGAAGAACCUAGUUCACUACCUGACCACAGUGGAGAGAAUGGAGACCAAGGACACCAAGUACGCCCGGAUCCUGGCUUUCCUGCAGUCCAAAGCUCGCUUUGUCACCGAACCCAUCUUUUCCUCACUGGGAUCUCUCCCAGAGCCAGACUUCUCCUAUCAGCUCCCACCAGCUCCAGACUGCUUGGGCCACAGCCCCAAUGACCCUGUGUUCCAGCAGGGAUCUGGACACAGCCCUUUUUCCUGGCACAGCUCCGCUAGGAGUCCCACUAUCCCCUACCUCCCCAAUGCUCCUGUGCCCCUCACUGGCCCCGGGCAGCAGCGCAGCACCUUCUUGUCAUCCGUGCAAAGUCUGGACCGCCACUACCUCAACCUAAUUGGCCAUUCCCACCCCAACACAUUCAGCCUGCCUUCUGGCCAGCAUCCUUCGGUGCUAUAGCCUACGUCUGGUGUUGCCAGCUGGUUGUCCAAAAGGGUCCCUGUGUCUUAAAGAGCUGCCAGAGAGAGAGAAGUGUAUGGCUUUUGCCUUCCCGGUGUUGCCAUGCCAUUGACCUUCUCCACGUCUUGCAGUUCCUAAAGGCCCAAAAUGCCUUCCAAGGCCAGGCAGUGCUGAGCUCACCUGUGCGUAUUACCUAUUUAUAUUAUUUCAAGAGAAUAAAUUAUCUGGCCUCCUUCCACAACUGUAAAUAGAUAUGAAAUUAACGGUGGAGUGAAAUAAAGAUAUACUUCUGGAAAAAGGUUCAGCCUGA